AUGGCCACAGACGCAAUGCCAAAGAUGAACGGUCUGCAAAACGGGGGGAUGAUGACGAUGAACGAGAGCGAUGUUGAAAUUCUCAGCCCUAAUGACUUGUCUGAGUACCUGGCUGCAGGGACUAAGGAGUCUCAUGACAUGGCGGAAAACUCUCCGUUUGUCAAGGACUUCCUGAGGGGUCGCAUUAAGAGGGAACUCUUUAAGCUAGGUACAGCAGCCCUGUACUUUGUGUACUCCGCUCUUGAGGAGGAGAUUGAGAGAAAUCAGGACCACCCCAUGUUUGCUCCCCUGUAUUUCCCAUCGGAGCUCCACCGAAAGGAGGCAUUGUCCCGGGACUUGGAGUACUUCUACGGGGAGGACUGGGAGAACCAGAUCAGCUGCUCUGCAGCGACCCAGUCAUACGUAAAUCGAAUCCACCAGGUGGGACACGAGGACCCUGCACUGCUGGUGGCCCAUUCCUGGACCCGCUACAUGGGCGACCUGUCAGGAGGUCAGAUCCUAAAGAAAGUGGCUCAGCGUGCCUUGAAACUGCCCUCCACAGGUGAGGGACUCAACUUCUACCACUUUGAGGGAAUCCACAAUCCCACAGCCUUCAAGAGACUGUACCGCAGCCGCAUGAACGAGUUGGAAAUGGACGCGGAAACCAAAGAAAGACUGUUGGCCGAGGCUAACUUAGCCUUCAAAUUCAACCUGGAUGUUUUCGCCGAGCUGGAUGAAAUUGGCAAGACCAUAAACGAAGAGGUUUCAGAUGCAGGUUUCCCCCCACAUGGAGACAUGGAGGGAGACAUUAAUAUGUGUCCGUACUACGCGGCUAAAAUGGCGGCGAGUGGAAACACGACAUACGCCCGUCAGUUGGCAGCCAUGGUGUUUAAACAGGUUGUGGUGACACCCUGGGUCGCUGCAAUGGGUUGGUUACGUGGAACAUCCAAUGAACAAGCUCCGACAGAUUCAGCCAAAAGUAAUCAAAGAUAG
Messenger RNA from Chanos chanos (milkfish), 972 nucleotides. Its product is annotated as heme oxygenase 2-like. The record is from RefSeq and is a predicted model, not a curated record. The transcript is spliced from 5 exons. Gene Ontology annotation, biological process: response to oxidative stress; heme catabolic process; heme oxidation. Lineage: Eukaryota; Metazoa; Chordata; Actinopteri; Gonorynchiformes; Chanidae. The coding region runs from base 1 to 972 and encodes 323 amino acids. Gene Ontology annotation, molecular function: heme oxygenase (decyclizing) activity; heme binding.